Molecule: messenger RNA, 1107 nt
Organism: Naegleria gruberi
Lineage: Eukaryota; Heterolobosea; Eutetramitea; Acrasida; Naegleriidae
Exons: 1
Coding region: 1-1107 (368 amino acids)
Biological process (GO): protein folding
Cellular component (GO): endoplasmic reticulum
Molecular function (GO): protein disulfide isomerase activity
Source: RefSeq, a predicted model, not a curated record
AUGCAAAAAUCAAAAUUAUUGAUUAGCUUGUUUUGUUUGAUGGUGCUUUUUGCACUCUUUGUUCAAGCUGAUGGAUCGUCGGGUGUUGUUCUCGAAUUAAAUACACAAAAUUUUGAAACCACCAUACAAUCAAAUCCACAAAAAGUUUUCUUUAUUAAAUUCUUUGCUCCAUGGUGUGGUCAUUGUAAAAGAUUGGCUGGCACUUGGUCCGAAUUAGCCAAAGAACUUGAGGAUUCAUCUGUUCCACACUUCCAAAAUGUUCAAUUAGCAAAGGUUAACUGUGAUGAACAUCCAGAUAUUCGUAGAAAAUAUUCUAUCAGAGGAUAUCCAACACUUGUUUUAUUUGUUGGUGGAAAGCCUGUUACUGAAUAUUAUGGUUAUAGAACAGUUCCAAAAUUCAAAUCAUUUUUGGAUGAUGUCUUUUCAUCAGCUAAGAGUUCUGGAUCUGUUGAUCAAGUAACUGAAGUUGAAUUGGAAUCCAAAAUUAAGAAUCAAAACAGAGCUUGGACUGUCAUGUUUUACAAUUCCGAAUCAGCUCAAACUAAACAAUUUGACUCAAACUUCCAACAACUUGCUACCAAUAAUAAGGAUACAAAUAAUUUCUUUGCCAAGAUUGAUUGUAAUCAAGAAAAGGAGUUAUGUACAAAGAGAUUAACUAUUGAUCUUACUAAUGGUCCUCAAUUCGUCAUCUUUACUGGAUCUGAUAAGAUGAUGUCACAAUUCAAGGAACAACCAUCUGUAGAAUCACUCCAAAAAUUCAUCACCAGUGGACAUGUUAGUAGUAAGGUUCAAAUUCCAGGACCAGUUGAUAAUACACCAACUAUUCUUCACUUUUUGAAUGACCAUCCAUAUAUUAGUAUUGGUGUUGUUACCAUGUUCUGUAUUGCUAUUUGUGGUAUCUUUUUGGCAAUUCUCUGCAUGUCUGAUGAUUCUGAAAAGAAAGGCAAGACUGAACCAGCUGAAAAUACUGAAAAUACUCAAACCAAUCCAGCCAAUAACUUUGAUGUUUCCAGUGAUGAAGAAGGUGACAAGGUUGUUGAAGCAACAUCCAAUGAAACUGCUCCAUCCAAUUUGAAGAAGAGAAAUUUGAGUUCCAACAAUGAAUAA